UCAUCCUUUGCAAAAACCCACUUCAAAACGAUAAAAUAAAAUAAAACAAUCCCAAUUCCCUCACAAUCUCACCAUUAAAAAAUUGCAAAUAGCCCCCCUUUUCACCAGUUCUCCUAUAUAACAACCCCCACGGCCAUAGCUCUCUCUUCCAAGACCCAGCCCAUCUUUUCUCUACCUCUCUCUUUCUGCUGAAACUGGUGAUGAUGAAUGGAGGAAAUAGUAACAAUAACAAUAGCUACUUUAAUUUCAGUAGAUAUCCGUUCACUCCCACUCAAUGGCAAGAGCUAGAGCAGCAAGCUCUGAUCUACAAGUACAUGGCCUCAGGCAUCCCAAUCCCUUCAGACCUCCUCCUCCCCAUUAAAAGAAGCUCCUUUCUCAGCUGCCCACAACCCACAGCUGGGUGGAGUUUUCUGCAGAUGGGCUAUGGGUUCGGGAGGAAAGCAGAGGACCCAGAGCCCGGGAGGUGCAGGAGAACUGAUGGUAAAAAAUGGAGGUGCUCAAAAGAGGCGUACCCAGAUUCUAAGUACUGUGAGAGGCACAUGCACAGAGGCAAGAACCGUUCAAGAAAGCCUGUGGAAAUCUCUAUCAACUCAACCAGCAACAAGAACAGCAUCAGCCCUUACCCUCAACUGUACCCUCAAAGCAACUCAUGGGAGCUGAGGCCGCUGGGGCUGGGGGAGCCAAAGCAGAGGCAGGAGAAGGCAGAGCACUGUUUUGUGUUGGGAGCUGAUUUUAAGAAUCAAAGGCCGGUGAAGGAGAGGGAUUUCUUUGAGGGGGAGAGCUCAAGCCUUGGAUCCUCUUCUUCUUCCUCUUCUUCUUACUCUAAGACUCAGCUCUCUAUUUCUAUCCCUAUGGGUCUUCAUGACUUCACUCACUGAUAAUGGAAGAUGCUUGGAGUAGAAUAAAGUGGUUUCAGAGCUAGCUGUAGCUGGCAUGUUCCAUUGUUUUCUUGUUAGGAUAUUGCCUUUUCCUUUUUUUUUUUUUUUUUGGGGGGUCAGAAGUUAAUUUGUGUGCGGCUUGUAAUGGAUUUAUAUUUUUGGAUACUUAUGUUAAUUAAUCUUGUGAGCUGCUUAUCUGAGAAUAAACAAUGUCUUAUUUCAUUG
This is a messenger RNA of Asparagus officinalis (garden asparagus), 1103 nucleotides long. Its product is annotated as growth-regulating factor 5-like. Gene Ontology annotation, cellular component: nucleus. Gene Ontology annotation, biological process: DNA-templated transcription; developmental process; regulation of DNA-templated transcription. Bases 201 to 878 code for a protein of 225 amino acids. NCBI's taxonomy places the organism in Eukaryota, Viridiplantae, Streptophyta, Magnoliopsida, Asparagales, Asparagaceae. The transcript has 4 exons. The record is from RefSeq and is a predicted model, not a curated record. Gene Ontology annotation, molecular function: ATP binding.